Messenger RNA from Temnothorax curvispinosus, 942 nucleotides. It is a transcript of the gene sni, whose product is annotated as C-factor. The record is from RefSeq and is a predicted model, not a curated record. The transcript has 5 exons. NCBI's taxonomy places the organism in Eukaryota, Metazoa, Arthropoda, Insecta, Hymenoptera, Formicidae. Bases 108 to 854 code for a protein of 248 amino acids.
CUACUAUACUACUAGUUCCGCACGCGCACCCCGCGCUCCGCCGUUUCGUUCACGUCGACGACGACGCUGGUCUUGGUUAUCCGGAUCAACCGAACGCGAACAACGCGAUGAGAUCGAUCCUUAUAACCGGCUGCAACCGCGGCCUGGGCCUGGGCCUGGUGCGGCACCUGAUCGAGUCGCCGAGGCCGCCGGAGAACGUCUUCGCGACCUGCCGCGACGCGAGCAGGGCGACGGAGUUACGCGCGCUCGCCGACAAAUCGUCGAUCGUACAAAUCAUCGAGAUAGAUUUAACAAACACGAAUAGCUACGCGAGGGUCGUGGACACGGUCAACGAAAGGGUAAAUGGCGCUGGUCUCAACGUUCUGUUCAACAACGCUGGUAUUUCCAGUAAAUUCACGCGUCUCGGCCUCAUGAAGAAGCAGCAGAUCACAGACGGUUUUCUCAUAAACACCGUGGCACCGAUUAUGCUGACAAAAGCUUUCCUGCCGUUGCUGAAGACGGCCGCGAAAAAUUCCGAGGAUAAAGCGGGAUUAAGCGUGAGAAAAGCAGCGGUUAUCAAUAUGACGUCUAUCCUGGGCAGUAUUGCUGAAAAUAACGACGGUGGUUUUUAUCCUUAUAGAUGCAGCAAGGCGGCACUUAACGCGGCGACAAAAUCGAUGAGCAUCGAUCUGAAAGCAGAUGGAAUUUUAGUGGCGUGUUUGCAUCCUGGAUGGGUACGCACCGAUCUAGGCGGCAGCAACGCUCCGAUGGACGUCGCCACGAGCGUCGGUUGCAUUCUGGAUACCUUGAACUCGUUGACAGAAAAACAAACCGGUUGUUUCGUGCAGUAUGACGGAAAAAUAUUGCCCUGGUAAUAGUGCUCAAGUAAAAUAUUUAAUCAAAUGAAAUUUUUUAUACAUGUUAUAUAUAUAUAUAUACGAAUUUUUAAAUAUUUUAAAUUAA